Biomphalaria glabrata is the source of this 6599-nucleotide messenger RNA. Its product is annotated as serine/threonine-protein kinase phg2-like. The transcript has 5 exons. The record is from RefSeq and is a predicted model, not a curated record. NCBI's taxonomy places the organism in Eukaryota, Metazoa, Mollusca, Gastropoda, Planorbidae. The coding region runs from base 186 to 1667 and encodes 493 amino acids.
UAUAUCUAGAUUUAGAUACACUAACAUGUUUACUUUUUUUUGUAGACUGUUAGUGUUACAUUCUAGUCAUGGUGUGAUGAUGUGUUACUUUGUAGAUCUAAUAUAGAACCCUAAAUCUAGGAAUAUAUUUUAAAUUUCACUAGAUACAGGAUCACACCUUUAAGCAAUGAACUCUGUCAAGCGAAAUGAGUCAGACAACGCCUUUGCAAUUUCAGCCUCAGCCACCUCUACUUCCCAAAACUACUGGUGGGAAACGCGGUCCAUCAGCUCCAAUUUCCAUACCAUCUCUGGCUAAUAAUGAUGAUGACAGUGACCACAGUAUAACAGACCACUCACCUCCUGUUCAGAACAGAAAUUCAACCUUUGAGCUACCAGCUAAUAUUAACAAACAAAAUAGCUUAAUACUUUUGACAACCUCGACAAAAAGCCCAAGAGGGCUUAUUGGUCCUAAAAAGUAUGGGACUUCUGUGGCUAGUCCAAGAGUUUUAAACAACAACACAAUCGGAACAUUCAAUUUGAAUCACAACACUUCAUCGUUUAGCACAUCUCAUACCUCAACACCCACUUCAUACAUCAUUCUUAGCAACACCAACAAUGCUGUGUUUAGCUUCAACACUGUUAACAGCAUCAACACCACCAGUAACCACAAUGACAACAGUGGUAAAAUCUCUCAGAACCCACCCACUAAUGUCAAUGUGGGGGCUUCACUGUUGUCAUCAACAAACACAAGUAACAGUGAUAAUGUAAUCCCUUGCAUUACAAACAGCAAUGAAAUUAACGUGUUGGAACAGGCUUCUGACCUGAAUGACUGCACUGCCACUACAAGUGAUAACCCAAACAGUCCUGAAGUGGGAUCCAGUAGUCCUUCGGCUGCGUUUGCAUAUGAGCAUGACCAUGAUUAUGAUAACAUAGCCUCCCCAUCAAGUAGCACAUCUAGCGGGCCUAUUUAUGUCAGACCCCCAGGUUUUAAACAUCAUGCGCAAGAAAUCGUCGCUCCUUCACUGACUAACAGUUUAAAGAAGAAAAAAAGUUAUGCAACAUUCAGCACUUUAAAAGAAGGUUUUAAAAAAAGAGAGGCAACCCCUCCAAAGCUCAAACCUAAACGAGAGCCCUUGCCCAUGAAGUUACGAGCUCUGCCACAGUCCUUUUGGCAACAGCCCAAUGUGGCACAUCAGGUGUCCCCAUCCACACUUUUUCCUGUGUUGCCACCACUGCAGAACAGAGAAACAGAGGACACAUUAAUGGAUGAGCGCCCAAUCACACCCCCAGAAGAGAAGGACACCACGAGAAAAACUUCGCAGAUUCCCGAACGGAAGCUGACAGUGGCCAACACUGACCUUUUGUUUAAAUUGUUUGAAUGUAUCAGUGAAGAAAAAACUAAAACACAACCAGUCACCAAGACCAGAGCCCAGCCCAAGUCACGUAAAUUAGUUCCUAAAAGUAACACCAAAGGACUUUUCUUGGGCAAUGAUCCCUACAUGGUGGAUGCUGUGACUGAGAAAAUAUUUCCUCAGCUGACCCUGGAGGGGUCCAGACAUUCAGGGGGAGGCAACACUUCGUUGCAGCUCAUCACCUUCAAAGAAGGAGACAAAACAGUGACACUGCCCUCCCUUAGCAUGGAACAGAACUAUCCCCAGAUGUUGUCAGAGCUGGUGAUGCACAUUUAACAUUCAGGUCUGCUGCUCAUCUCAGCAGUGACUGAUUUUGACUUGAAAUGGCCCUAAGAUAUUAGAGAUACAGACCUCCAGGUAUUACCUGUCUUUGCUAAAUAUUUCUUGUGGGCCAUAGCUUGUGUUGUGUUAUAGGCAAAUCCUGCAUUGUUCAUCUGAGACACAGGAAGUAAGUAGUGGGCAAAUGGAGUGUUUUGUUUUAAUUCCAUGUGAUUUCUUACAGAUGUAAUGCAGAUGUCAUACUGGCAGAUCUACACAAGCUUUGGUAUUCAUUUAUACAUUUAAAAACAUAUAAGCAUAUAGAAAUUCCUAGUUUCCAAUGCCAAAACUAACAAUAGGCCGAAGCAGGACGUUUUGGCGACGCCGUUUUGGCCCCGCCGUUUUGGCGCGAAGGUCGUUUUGGCAACGGGGCGUUUUGCCGCGAAAUACAUAAUGUACGUUUAUUGUAUUAUUUCUUUUAAAAGAAUUAUUCAUAUCUAUGUUUCGCAUGAGUGUUUGUGUUAAGACAUAUUUUUCACGUACUAAAUGUAAAUGUGUGUUUGUUUUUCACAUCGUUUUCUUUAAUAAACAUUUUGGCUUGUGUAUGUGUGUUUAUUAAGAGGCACACUUUUAUUUUUAAAAAAGUUUUUUUAAGAUAUUACUUUAAAAUUAAAAACAAAAUGAAAGGAUGAUAGACUAAAAAUUGAUGCAAUUAUUUGUUUACAUUAACAUUGGUUUAUUUAAUGACUGUAUGGUAUCUCCAGCUAUACAUACCAAACACUUGCUAAUAAUAAGUAAAAAUAUAAUGCAUGUACCAUGUUUCUCAAAAUACUUUAAGUGAAGUAUACAUAGACACCAUGGUUAUUCGCCUAAGUCGCUGGAAUUCAAGGGUUCAUUAAAAAAAAGCUACGUGCUUAUUAAAUUAUCGUCAAAUGAUAUCUCGCGCCAAAACGUCCCGUCGCCAAAACGGCUCACGCCAAAACGUCCCGUCGCCAAAACGGCGUCGCCAAAACAGCGUCGCCAAAACGUCACGUACCGCAAUGGGCUACUUAAAACAGCUAAACUAGAUGUUUAGAUCUAGAUCUGAUUCACUAAAACACAAUCUUUAACAAUGAUUAAUAUUGUUAAUGUUUAAAAAUGUUUGUAUAAACAAUUUUUUUUCCAAGAUAACACUCCAGCAAUUUUUAAUGUGUUUAAUUGUUUACUUUUUGUCUCUCAACAAAUGAUUACAAAUAUUCAGAGGAGCUACGGUUCUUGUUUUAGAAAUAUAUUUUGUUAAUUUACUUUUUUUUUUAUAUAUAAUUUUUUUGUUGGUAUUUUUUUUAUGUAUAAGAUUUUUAUAAUUUAUUGUAAGGUUAAAAUCAUUUAUAUUUUUUUGAGAUUUUGUUUCAUCAUAUAUCACAGUUACUUUAAAGUAAUUAAAUGAUCUUUUUCUUUUACCGCCAUUACAUCAAUACAUUUUACUUGACCUACUUUCUAGUUCCCCAAUCCAAGCAUUGUAAUGAGCUCUUUUUCCUUUAAAAAACUUAUAAAUUGGUUAUAAUUAUUAUAUAAUGAACAAAAGCCACUAAAGCCAGGGAAGUAAAUUGUGUUUACAAUAAAUAUAUUUGUAUAAAUUAAAACUAUUUAUAGUUUUGCAGUAAAUGAAGGUUUUAAAUUUUCUUUGAGAUUUUUGUUGAAUAAAAGUCUCUCUUAAGACCAUUUUUUUUUUUUGUAAAGUCUGGCUUCAUGCAUAAAGAUGUGGGGCACUACAAGCUGAAAUUAUAGUCUCCUACCAUAUCUUGAUAAGGUGGCUGCCUUGUUCAUGUGGCAGGCCUAUGACCCUGGACUGCCAUCUAAAUGGUCCUGGGUUUAAACUCUGCCCAUCCCUAUCCUUGAUGUCCUGUGGCAGGUUUUGGCGAGGAUGUAAUAAUCUUUAAUUCUGAAGGAACAUCCAAAACAUGCAAAACAAGCAUAAAAAUAAAAAAUCUGUUAAAAAAAACAAAUGAAUUUAAGUGUACUUCUGCCCAACUUAUGCACCAAUACAAUAUCUAUAUACAUCAGCCGGAAUCCCAAUACUGGCUUCUGUUAAUUGGAUAACUAAAUGCAAUGAUACAGUUACAAACACUAAAGCAUGUAAUCCUGUUCCCCUCCUGAAAUGCCUAACUAUUUAAUACAUCAGUUUUGGGACUUUCAGUUUCAUAGCUGUGCACAUUACAGCUUGACCAUCUUAUGUUAAAGUUAAAUAUUUAAGAUCACUAAAAUUUUUAAUAAUCUGCAGAAUAUUUUAUGUGUACAAAUGUAAAAAAAAAGCUAUUUCUGUGAUAGUAACAUAUUAAAAUGUCUUUAAUCUUUAUAUGCCUGUAUUUAUGCUAUUGGCAUUUUGCAUUCUAUUUGUGUGUGUGUUUGCGAAUGUAAAAGCUGAGAGUGAUGUAAGUCAAACAAGUUGUGACUUUGUGUUUGUUAAUUGUAUCUCAUGAUGUUUUUGUUUUUGAGUAUAAUUAUUAUGACUUCACAUUCCAGAAGCAUAAAUAAAUUGCAUACUAAACAUUCCAGUACCUGUACAUAAAAAUAUUUAAACUCUUAUUAUAUAUUUGUGUUGUACAUUUUAUUUAUAAUUUCAACAAAAAAAUUAGCUUGAGUUUUUCAUGCUAUAUGCAGCCGUCCAUUCAAAAUUUUCAUCUUUUAUUUAUUUAUUUUUUAAUUUUAUUUACUCAACAUUUACAAAAAAAUAUAUUUAUAAAUAUUGUACAAAUGUUUCUAUUUUAAACAUGGAAAUAUUUUGUGACAAAUUUUCAGCUUUUUCAUAACUAUAUUUACUGUUCUUACUUGGUAUUUCGAUUUUUCGCUUUUGCCGUUUCUGCUUUUAUACGUAAGUAAGAUUCAAAGUAAAUAUUUGAGGGUUUUUUUUUAGAACAAAACAAGGAGCUGAUGUUUGUUACAAUAUGAAAAGUCAUUUACUUAGAAUUUUUAAACAUGUGAUUUGAAAACAUUUCACUAAAUAUUUAUUUUACAAGCCAGCAUAUUUUCAUUUUGCCGUCCAUAUUGUUCGAUGUCUAGUUUAUUUAUUGCUUUUAAUUAUAGACAUUCCAUCUUUUUAAAAAAUAAUUAUUGUCCGAAUUGUAUGUGUAUUUAUAUAACAAUAUUAAUAUAUGUAUUUAUUUAUAGUUACUUAAUGGACCUUCACAAUGUUUCUUUUUCCUUUUUUUUUUUUAUUAAAUUCAAUCUGAGGUUUUACUUUCAAAUGAAUUGAAGAUUUACUUUAAAUUUCAUCCAAUGUUUUAAUUUAAAUUUUAUCUAAGUUCUCUUCAAAGAAAAUCAGAUUUAUACCAAUUGAUUUUAUAAUCUAAAAAUUAAACAUUAUUUUGUUUUAAUGAUCUACUACAUAUAAAUUCUAUUUUAAAUAUGAAUAAUAAUUCUAUUCGCCUUAAAUGUUUAGAGAAAAAACAUUCUUGAAAGUGUAAGGGAAAUGGAAUUUUUAAAAUGUUUUAUAUUGUUGUGAAAGAAAACAUUCAUUUAUUAUGGAACAGCAAACCCAACUCAUAUUUAUAUAAAGGAGUCUUCUUCUUACAAAGCAAACACUUGACCUUAUGUUCAACAUGAACAAAAUCGAAAUUUCACUUUUAAGUAUUUAUUUUUAUUGCACUGUAUUGAUCAUGAAACAUACCCAAAUUUUCAAAACUUUAGCUUUGAAAAAAAAAAUGUUUAAACUAGGACUGCAGAGUUCAUAAAGAUUCAAUAAGACAAAACUAAAUCUAGGCCACUAGUUAGAAAAGAAUCCUAAAUGAAGGCAACUAGGUAACUAGAUCAUAAAUAGGUAAAGGUUCUUGAGAAAGUACUUCAGUUUUCUCUUUGAAGAUUUGUAGGUCACCAUUUUGAAUUUAUUAAUUAAAAGAAAAGUUUAAAAAAAAUUUGAGUCAAUCUUUAGUUUAUGCAGUGAGAUUUGAAACUUAGUAGCAAAUACUCCUUAGCUUCCUAUUAAGGGGGUUUGUUUUUUAAUCGUGACUUGUACUUAUUUGUAUUUGCUGAGUACUCAAAGGCAGCAUGAAAACCUUCUCCUUAAAAAAAAGAAUGGACCAUAGCACAAGGGCCAUACUAUAGCACUGAAGAAGUGCAAACUCAAUGAAAAAAAAAGUUUAAGAAUAUAACAUAAAAUUAUUGAUCUUAUCUUGCUAAAUUUUCUUCUGGCCUUCAAAUUUUUCAAACCUGUACAGAUAAGAGAGAGACUGCAGUAUUUUACGAAAUGCUAAGAGGAUUAAGUCUUUGCUUACUAAGACUAGAGAAGAUUAUCUAACCUGUGUUCAUGCUGGUUCUUUCAAUUCAUGAAUAGUUCAGAGUAUGAUAGCAUUGAAUGUGUUAAAAUAUUAUUACAAUCAUGUUGACAUUGUAUUUGUUUAAAAAGAUUUAUGUAUUUAUUACCAGUGUGAUACUUUGUGAUAGAGCUAUUUACAUUACAAUGUUAAAACAUUGGUCUAAUAGGUCUCUUUAUUGGUUAUCUCCCUUAAUAAAAGCCUUUCACCCAAGACAAUAAUGUAGAUAUGAUUUUCGAUUUAAUUUUAUCAAGAUUCAAGCUACUCGGAUUACAGUAAAUGCCUUAAUUAAUUAUCUACAUUAGUAUCUGAAUCCUUCAACAUGAGAAGACAGAAGUUCCUAUACUUUUUUUUCAUAAGAAUAUUCCUCAAAUUUUUAGAACAGUUGCUGUCUAGUCUCCUUAAUAAUAAUUAAAGUGAGAUUGACUAUGUUUACUGAAUAAAAGUUAGAUCAAUAUAAGACAUUGUGAACCUUUGCUAAAUAAAUCUCACUAUUCAGAUGUGAUAUUGGUCUCAUCACUUAAAAGUGCAUGAUUCAUCAAGUUAUCUCAUCAAAUAGCACACUUGUAUAUACUAUUGCAGUGAUAUAUUAUUUUAGUGUCUUUUUAGUUUGUACUCAAAUAGCAUGAAAGAUCUGAAAUAAAAAUGUUUUUAAAAGCCA